GAGUGUUACUCCCGGUCAUCCUCGCUCGGGACUUUUAUCUCGGCGCUGCCGGGAGGCGGGAGGAGGAGACACCGGGGGUGGCCCUGAUCGCUGGCGACACCUUUCUGGGGCUCUAUAAAUUGAGCACCUGGGAUGGGUAGGGGGCUGACGCCACCACCACCAACCCAUUCACAGUCCAGUCACUGACCGCAGCAGCGGCCACCAGCUGUGAGAAGGCUGAUCUACUUAGCGACUCGGACUCUCCAGGCCAGGACGAGGUGGGUGCCGCCGCCCCAUCUCUGCUCCAGUCAACCCAGGUCAGGGCUCGCCCCACGGACCACGCACCGCCAUCGCGAGCUACUGGACGCCAAAGCCAGGAGAAGCCGCGCGUCCCGCAGGGCCGGGCUGUGAGAGGGCGGAGGAGCCGGGAACCCCGCCGCUCCGCGCUCUGGCUGCAGCCAGGACCCGGGCGCGGGUUUCCGAGAGCCCCGGAAGGCGGGCACCCCCUCGCCUCAGCCGGCCAUCCCGUGCUCCUGCCCUUCAGCGUCCGCGCAGUCACCAUGAUGCAAAUCUGCGACACCUACAACCAGAAGCACUCGCUCUUCAACGCCAUGAACCGCUUCAUCGGCGCCGUGAACAACAUGGACCAGACGGUGAUGGUGCCGAGCCUGCUGCGCGACGUGCCCCUGGCCGAGCCCGGGCUGGAUAACGAUGUCGGCGUGGAGGUAGGCGGCGGCGGCGGCUGUCUGGAGGAGCGCACGGCUCCGGCCGCUGGCGCGGGCAGCGCCAACGGCGGCUUUUUCGCGCCCUCCCGGGACAUGUACAGCCACUACAUGCUGCUCAAGUCCAUCCGCAAUGAUAUCGAGUGGGGGGUCCUGCACCAGCCGCCACAGCCGGCGGGGAGCGAGGAGGGCGGCACCUGGAAGUCCAAGGACAUCCUGGUGGAUCUGAGCCACUUGGAGGGCGCGGACACCGCCGAGGAGGACCUGGAACAGCAGUUUCACUACCACCUGCGAGGGCUGCACACUGUGCUCUCCAAACUCACGCGCAAAGCCAACAUCCUCACCAACAGAUACAAGCAGGAGAUUGGCUUCAGCAAUUGGGGCCACUGAGGAGGGUCGCCCACCGCUGACCAGCACCCUUCCCGGCCCCAUCUCUUACCCUCUCUUUUCUCAAAGCUGUUUUCUUUUUGGCUCUAGGGCGUGAUGGGCCAACGGCAAAUUUGGGGGUCUGAGUACGUGAAAGGUGUGCAGCAGGGUUGCAAGGAGGAGGGGGCCUCUUUUGGGAGAAGGGAAAA
Myotis myotis is the source of this 1276-nucleotide messenger RNA. RefSeq names its product MID1 interacting protein 1 (gene MID1IP1). The record is from RefSeq and is a predicted model, not a curated record. The transcript has 2 exons. Gene Ontology annotation, cellular component: cytosol. Lineage: Eukaryota; Metazoa; Chordata; Mammalia; Chiroptera; Vespertilionidae. Bases 540 to 1091 code for a protein of 183 amino acids. Gene Ontology annotation, biological process: regulation of lipid biosynthetic process.